Messenger RNA from Coffea eugenioides, 2145 nucleotides. RefSeq names its product protein NRT1/ PTR FAMILY 6.3. The record is from RefSeq and is a predicted model, not a curated record. Gene Ontology annotation, biological process: transmembrane transport; oligopeptide transport; response to nitrate. The transcript has 4 exons. The coding region runs from base 125 to 1882 and encodes 585 amino acids. Gene Ontology annotation, molecular function: nitrate transmembrane transporter activity. Gene Ontology annotation, cellular component: membrane. Lineage: Eukaryota; Viridiplantae; Streptophyta; Magnoliopsida; Gentianales; Rubiaceae.
UCCUAACGUGUCUAUAAAUAAACUACUUAGUUUCCUAUCAUCUGUUGAUUAAAGCUCUCAUUUAAUGCUUCCACUCCAAUAAUCCAAUACUCCUUGCACAACAGAUUACAUCAAAGUAAGAGAAAUGGCACUCCCACAAUCGUACGAAGAAGCUAAGACUAUCCCAGAUGCCUGGGACUACAAAGGCGGCCAAGCCCAAAGAUCCACCACCGGUGGUUGGGCGGCUGCGGCCAUGAUUUUAGGAGUUGAGGCUUGUGAGAGGCUGACAACUCUUGGUAUUGCUGUUAAUCUUGUUACCUACUUGACUGGAACAAUGCAUCUGGGAAAUGCUACCUCAGCUAAUACUGUCACUAAUUUUCUUGGAACCUCCUUCAUGCUCUGCUUGCUUGGUGGUUUCAUUGCUGAUACAUACUUGGGAAGAUAUCUCACCAUUGCCAUAUUUGCUGCUGUUCAAGCAACGGGCGUGGCACUCUUGACCAUCUCAACCACGAUUCCAAGCCUGCGACCUCCAAAAUGUGCCCAGGGCAGUCGCUCGUGUGUCCAAGCUAGUGGCAAUCAGCUUCUAGUCCUCUAUGCAGCACUCUAUCUCACAGCAUUGGGAACCGGUGGCCUGAAAUCAAGUGUUUCCGGUUUUGGGUCCGAUCAAUUUGACGACUCUGACGAGAAAGAAAGGAAAAAAAUGAUAAAAUUCUUCAAUUGGUUCUUUUUCUUUAUUAGUGUGGGUUCCCUUUGUGCUGUGACAAUUCUUGUGUACAUUCAAGACAACGUUGGAAGGCGAUGGGGUUAUGGAAUCUGUGCUUGUGCAAUUGUGGUCGGUUUGCUCGUGUUCUUAGCUGGUACACGGCGAUAUCGAUUCAAGAAACUUGUGGGUAGUCCAUUAACACAGAUUGCUUCUGUCAUUGUGGCGGCUUGGAGGAAGAGGCAUUUAGAUUUACCGUCUGAUUCGUCCCUUCUCUUUAACGUUGAUGACAUUCCUAUAGAAGGAAGCAAAAAGAAGCAAAGGCUGCCUCAUAGCAAACAGUUCCGUUUCUUGGACAAGGCCGCAAUCAAGGACCAUGAGAUGACCAUGAACAAGUGGUGCCUUUCAACUUUAACUGACGUUGAAGAAGUAAAAUUAGUGAUCAGAAUGCUACCCAUUUGGGCCACAACAAUAAUGUUCUGGAGUGUUCAUGCCCAGAUGACCACAUUUUCAGUCUCUCAAGCCUCAACGAUGCACCGGAAAAUCAACAACUUCGAAAUCCCUUCUGCAGCAAUGACCGGAUUCUUCGUCGGAAGCACUCUCUUGACCGUCGCUUUUUACGACAGAAUUAUCAUGCCAAUAUGUAAAAGACUGCUCAAGAAUCCAUACGGGCUAACUCCUCUCCAAAGAAUUGGCAUUGGCCUGUUUUUGUCAAUAGUAGGAAUGGUAGCCGCUGCGGCUGUUGAAAUCAAGCGUUUGCAUGUUGCAAAAUCUCAUGGCCUAACAAAUAAUCCCGUCACCCCUGUGCCAAUGACUGUAUUUUGGUUGAUCCCACAAUUUGCCAUUGUUGGAGCUGGUGAAGCAUUCAUAUACGUUGGACAGCUUGAUUUUUUCUUGAGGGAGUGUCCAAAAGGGAUGAAGACCAUUAGCACGGGUUUGUUCUUGAGCACGCUUUCACUGGGGUUCUUCUUUAGCUCAGUUUUGGUCACCAUAGUGCACAAGGUGACAGGAAACAGGAAGCCGUGGUUAGCUGAUAAUCUUAAUCAAGGGAAGCUUCACGAUUUCUACUGGCUUUUGGGGAUUUUGAGCGCAUUGAACUUGAUGUUCUACUUGAUUUGUGCUAAAUGGUAUGUUUACAAGGAGAGGCGGCUGGCGGAUGUGGGGAUUGAGUUGGAGGAGUCCGUGGGACCUGCUUGCCAUUGACGAUUGCAAAGGAGAUAAUCUUUUUUUUGGGCUUUGGGGAAAAUCUACGUUUUCUGUUUUGAGUUCAACAAACAAAUCCUCUUUGAAGAUUACGAAAUAAUGGGGGAUUAAUGGGCUGGCUCUUAUGUAUACAGUUUUUGUUUUUGGCAAUAUCUCAAAAGAAUGUAAAAGGACCAUACCUAGUUGUACUUUCAUCAAAAGCUGAGUAAACUGAGGAACUCGUAUGAAGUUUCUGUAGUAAUCACAAACAAACCACUGCUAAG